Molecule: messenger RNA, 1881 nt
Organism: Rotaria sp. Silwood1
Lineage: Eukaryota; Metazoa; Rotifera; Eurotatoria; Philodinida; Philodinidae
Source: the annotation of a GenBank genome assembly
GUUGAAGCAUUAUUACAACAUGGUAUUGUUUUAUCUGAAUUAAAUAGACAUAAUGUAGCUAUUGAAGAUUAUAAAAAAGCUUUAACACUCAGUAUUAAACCAUCACAACAGUCAGAUAUUUGUUUUCGAUAUGGUCUUAGUGAAUAUGCUUUAAAUAAUAAAGAACAAGCAUUUUAUUGGUUAUCACGUGCUAUUACAUUUCAUCCUUAUCAUGCUCAAGCAUAUUAUCAUUUAGCUAUGAUACAAACAGAAAAAGGACAAUAUAAAGAAGCUUUUAAAUUAAUAAAUCGUGCAUAUGAAUUAUCUCCUCAACAAAGUGAUAUUCUAUUUCAACGAGCUACUAUUAAUGAACAUCUUGGUAAACUUAAUAAUGCUGCACAUGAUCGAAAACGUGCAAUACAACUUAAUAAAUCUGAUAUAUCUAUAAUAACAAUGCUUGCAAAACGUAUAAAAAUCUUACGUGAAGAAAUUAAAAAUAAAGAUUCAUCACCACGUACUCAUCUUGAAUUAGCUAUGGCAUUUGAUGGAUUAAUUAAUCGAAAGAAAAAUUUAAAAACAAAAUUAAUAAAUUAUGAACAAGCUAUUCUUGAAUAUUGUGCUACAAUUGAAAUUGAUACAAAAAAUUUAUAUCCACAAGCACAUGCACUUAUGAUACUUUGUCAUUUAAAAAUGAAUAAUUUUAUACAAGCACAUGAAUUACAUUUAAAAUUUUAUAAUAUAUUAUCUAAAUAUAAAGAUGCUGUAUAUCAUUGGAAAACAUAUCUUUUAGAUAUAAAAAAUAAAAUGGAAUUAGAUAAACUUGAACCAUAUUUAGAUUCAAAUUCUGUUAGUAAAUUAAUUCGUAUGGAAACAAAUCGAAGAAAACAAAAUAUUGAUGAAGAAACAUUACAAAAUGAUACUGAAGAUAAAUAUAAAAAUCAAUUAAUAUUCUAUCAACGAUUACGUAUUGAUCUAUCAAAUAUACUUGUAGCUAUAGCUAUAUUAAAUCUUGAUCGUAAUACAAUUCUUAAUAAUGUUGAAGAUACAUCAAAUAAAGUUAUUAAAAUUAUACAAUUAUUAGGUGAAAAUAAAACAUCUAUUCCUGAAAUUGAAUUUAUAUUAAAUAAUGAUGGUAAAAUCAAUACAAAAAUACUUCAAAAUAUUGAUUAUGAUAUUAUUAAAAUGAAAUUAAAAUCCAUUGGAAAUAUUGGUGAUAUAACUGAUCAAUUAGAUGUUGCACAACUUGUUGCUCGACAUUUAUGUACACGUUAUCGUUCACAACUUAUUUGUCUUAAACUUAAUAAUGAUAAUAUUAUCUAUGAUAAACCUGUUACAAAUAUACCACCAUCUUCAUCAUGGUGCUGUUCUAGUAAUCAUCGUAUAGUUUCUGCUAAACAACAACAACAACAACAACAACAACCAAUAUUAUCUUCGUAUGAAAAUGAUACAUUCAAGAAAAUUGUUACAUUUGCCAUGGCAUUUAUUAUUAAAACAUUAAAUAGUGAAACAGUUAAAGUUUCAUUAAAGGAAAAAUCUUCAAGAAAAGAUGCAUUAGCAACAACUUUAGUUUUAAUUGUAUGUCGUGCAUAUUUAAAUAUAGAUACAAAUCAUUAUUUAACAUUGGAUUUUAAACAUAUAAAUUUACCUAUCGAUUUAACAUUAAUUACUAAGAUGUUAGAAGAUUCACAACAAACAAUUAAUAAAGAAAAUAUAUCAUCUAUAAAAUGGAAUUUAUAUGAAUUUUUUCGAGCACCUGGUAUCUAUUAUCAUUCGGAUGGUGAUAUUGGACCAAUUCUUUAUUAUGGUACAAAUUCAUUAAUGAUACCAGAUAUAUAUGGUUAUCGAUUAGGAACAUUAGAAGAAGUUAAUGUAAUCAAAAAAUUAAAUCAAGAAAAUAAAUAA